UGGAGAAGAAUUAUUGUAAUCAUUGGUAAUGGACCUUUGUGUGUUGCUUCUUUGUGCAGGGAACUUCUUUACAAACCAAUUGUGCUAUCAUGUGGUCAUCUAUCAUGUUUCUGGUGCGUCCAUAAGUCCAUGAAUGGUCUGGAAGAGUCUCAUUGUCCGAUAUGUAGAGACCCGUAUGUUCAUUUCCCGACCGUAUGCCAAAAGCUUCAUUUCCUGCUAAAGAAGAUCUACCCACUUGCGCAUAAGAAGAGAGAAGAACAAAUUCUAAAGGAGGAACAAGAACAAGACUGUUUUUCUCCUCAGAUUGAUGUUGUCUUGGAUGAACAAAAGGCUAAGGAUGAUCAGAAGGUGGAAGAGUGCUCUAAUGAAGCCAAGUUAUCAUCACCCAGCAAUGAAGAACCCAAGGAUGCAACAAGUCUUCAUGUUCAUGAGAAUGACUCAUCUAAGGAUAACAAAGUCAGUAAGCAGAUUUCAAAAGAUGAUUUGCUCUGUUCAGCAUGUAAGGAGCUGCUCGUGCGACCAGUAGUACUCAAUUGCGGACAUGUGUAUUGCGAAGGAUGUGUAGUAGAUAUGGCUGAAGAAAGCGAAAAGAUCAAAUGUCAAGAGUGUCAUGUUUGUGACCCAAGAGGAUUUCCAAAAGUUUGUUUGGUUCUUGAGCAGCUUUUGGUGGAAAAUUUUCCUGAAGAAUACAAUUCAAGAAGAAGUGGAAUCCAGAAAACACUUGCUCAUAAUAGCAAAGGAAAUGUUCAAAGCUAUCACAAAGAAGGCACUUCUUUAUCAGACAACAACAACGACAAUGGUCUUCCCUGGUGGCCAAACCCUGGAUCUAAUGUUCACAUCGGAGCUGGUUGUGAUUCUUGCGGAGUGUAUCCAAUUAUAGGGGAUAGAUACAGAUGCAAAGACUGCAAGGAGGAGAUUGGUUACGACCUUUGCAAAGAAUGUUACGAGACUCCUUCAAAAGUUCCAGGGAGAUUCAACCAGCAACACACUCCAGAACACAGGCUUGAGCUCGCGGAGGUUCCUCAGUUUCGGUUUCGGUUCAGUCUCAACAAUAUCGGUUUGCUUCUCGGACCUCCUACGGUUAACUCAACAGUUGAAGGCGUGAGUGCAGAAGAAGAUCAUGAUGAGAGCGAGGAAGGGCCUCCUGAGUCUAAUGAGUCAUCAUCAAGCACAGAUUGAAAUAGCAGUCUGAGAGUGUGUAGGAAUCUUAUAGAGAGAGAGAUAUGGUGUGUACUUGUUUGUAUAAAAAUAUAUCUAUGGUUUUAAACAUUUUAAACAAAGUUCAUUUGUUAAUUAUAAACGUUUAAACGCAAACAUCACCA
This is a messenger RNA of Eutrema salsugineum, 1322 nucleotides long. Its product is annotated as E3 ubiquitin-protein ligase PRT1. The record is from RefSeq and is a predicted model, not a curated record. Lineage: Eukaryota; Viridiplantae; Streptophyta; Magnoliopsida; Brassicales; Brassicaceae. Gene Ontology annotation, molecular function: zinc ion binding; ubiquitin protein ligase activity. Gene Ontology annotation, biological process: proteasome-mediated ubiquitin-dependent protein catabolic process. Bases 130 to 1179 code for a protein of 349 amino acids. The transcript is spliced from 7 exons.